Notothenia coriiceps (black rockcod) is the source of this 1792-nucleotide messenger RNA. RefSeq names its product sarcolemma associated protein b (gene slmapb). Lineage: Eukaryota; Metazoa; Chordata; Actinopteri; Perciformes; Nototheniidae. Bases 115 to 1335 code for a protein of 406 amino acids. Gene Ontology annotation, biological process: regulation of voltage-gated sodium channel activity; regulation of membrane depolarization during cardiac muscle cell action potential; protein localization to plasma membrane. The record is from RefSeq and is a predicted model, not a curated record. The transcript has 10 exons.
UCCAUUUCGCAUCUGAAAAAAAAUCUGAUAGUUGGAGGAGAGUUCUUCAUGUCAGGGACUGCUGUAAACCUCAGAACAGAGUACUGUAGCUCCUAGAUCACCGAAGAUAAGCAAAUGGAUGCGAAAGAGCUGAGUGAUCCCAUGAAUAACGUGUCGCUGAUUAAAGAUAACUUGACCAAGUCAAACAUGGGAUCCUCGGGUGACUCAGAGGAAGUUAUCCAGCGCUUGAAAGAUGAACUUCGUGAAGCCCAGGAGCAAGCCAAUACUGAGAAACACAAAUUUAUGGAGCUGGAAGGUGUCCUGCAGGAAGAGAAAAAGGGAAAUAAGCACCAAGCUGAUGAAUCUGCCAAACAGAUCAAACUUCUUCAAGGCCAGCUGCGGCAGCUCCAAGAUGAAACGAGCACCCUCAGAGGGCAGAUGGAUGUCUCCUCCGGUUCACGCGACGAGUUACUAAGUGCCCGUGAUGAGGUGAAGGAGCUGAAACGUGCCCUGGAGGCAGCCGCUGCUGAGCGCCAUCGUGACGUAGCAGCUAUCCAGACUAACCUGGCAACCGUCUCCAAGGAUCUCGAUAAAUGGCGCCAGACCGCCAACAAAUAUGAGCAUGAAAUUGACAACCUACAGCGUGACCUUCAACAGCAGGGCAAGCAGUGGCAGAAAACUGCAGAAAUUCAAGCCGGCGAGCUGCAGUCCAUGCAGGCAGAGUGUAAUGGCCUUCAGAAGGAGUGUGCAAUGCUGCGAUCUGAAAAACAAGAAACCGUGAAUAAGCACCAGAAGGAAAGGAGCAGUCUGCAAAGUGAGUGUGCUUCCCUCAGGACUGAGAGGGAGGAACUCCUCAACUCUCACCAGAAAGACAAGGCGAACCUGCAGAGUGAAUGUGCACUGCUGCGCUCUGAGAAAGAGGCGGGGCUGCAGAGACAGCAGCAGCUGGAGAAGGACCUUGCCAGCUCGGGUGCCCAGAAUGCUGAGCUGAGCGACAGCCUCAAAGCCCUGGAGAGAUCCCAGCAGGAGUUAGAGAAAAGGCUGGUGGCCCUGCAGCUCCAGCACCAGCAGGACAGCACCAAGCUGCAAACCCAACUGGAGGAGGCAGACAGCCAGAGCAAGGCUCUGCAGAGAGAGUAUGAGGAGGCUAAGACGGAGCUGUCAGACCUGAAGGAAAAGUACGAGAAGACUGAGCAGGAAAAGCAGUCAAUUACAGAUGAGUUUGAGGAGUGCAAAGCCAACAUGAAGGAGUUACAGGACAAAGGGACAAAGACAUCCCUUUUGCUGCCUGUUCAAGCCAUAGUCAUCGGCCUUACCCUGGCUUUGCUGUAUUGGUGCUUCGGCGCAUUGUGGUAGUAAGAAGCCGUGGUUUGUCUGGGGACCUGUGGCUGCUGUGGCUCUAACAGCUGUGGCUGCUGCUCUGCUCCUCAGGACCUGAGGGACACGUGCUCAAACACACACAAACAUAAACAGAGAAGUGAACCCAUAAUUGUCAUCAGAUUUCUCCGCACUGAAACUGAAAAAACGUGCCCCUAUCAUAUCUGCACUAUUAAUUAGGAGGGCUCAUACUUAACACUGUUUAAUUUGUAAGAUGUUUUUGAAGGAAACAAGGUUGAGUUGUUUUUUUGGCUACUAUCAUAACUAAGGAUAGGAUAGGAUUAUCCAAUAAUGAAUGUAAAGGUACGCUACAAAGUUAUUUACUUUAAGAUGAUGAUGAUGAUGAUAUUUUAAAUGGAUAUCCUAGAGUUGAACCUCCCUAACUGUAACACAUCUCUGUAACUGUCCGAAUAAUAAAUAUUGUCACAAUAAUGUA